GCGACCGCUAUCGUUUGGCAAAUCUCAUUCAGUUUUGUCCUUCUCAAUUUCAAACAGUUCUCGUUUAAAGUAAACAUUGAAAUGUCGAAUUGUAGUUCCGCAAAAGAUAAUUCAAAAAUAUUCGAUUUAUUAAAUGAGGCAUCAAAACAACUCAAUAUAACGAAUCCUAAAUUCGACGUAUCAUCUACAAAUAAAAAAGGCGACGGUUAUAUGAGCGUGAUUUACAAUGCAACGAUUACAAGCACAAAUGAAGAUGAAAGAAAUGAAAAAAAUAAAAAAGUUAGUGUCAUUGUAAAACUUUCCCCGGAAAAUAAGAGUUUUCGCGAACAAGCGUUCACAAAAGAAUUAUUUGAGAACGAAAUUAUGUUUUAUCACGAAAUUUUAACGUCGUUCCAUGAAUUCCAAAAAUCUAAAAGUAUUGAAAAACCGUUUAUAUUCGCCCCAAAGUGUUACGCUUCGACGAUGAUGAACGAAAGGGAAGGUUUGGUUUUGGAAAAUUUAAAAGUAAAAGGAUUUCAACUUUGGAAUAGAAUGAUACCCAUGGACCGAAAUCAUCUUGAAAUCACCUUAAAAGGUUACGCUAAAUUCCACGCGUUGAGUAUCGCGUUUAAAGAUCAGCAUAAAGAGAAAUUCCUCGAAUACAAAACUAGAAUGCACGAUGUGUUUGAAUUAUAUGACAGAAACUCUGUGAGUAAAGAGUCUUUUCAAAAAAUGGCAGAAGGCGUUACCAGUUAUUUUGAUCCAAUUAAAGAUAAAAAGUAUCUUGAGAAAUUUGUUAAUUAUUUACAAUCGAUGAAAGAUACUAGCGGCUUGUUUUAUAGCAAAAAUAUGGACGAAUAUGGAGUUGUAAUACACGGGGAUGGUUGGUGUAAUAACAUGAUGUAUAAAUACGAGGAUUCAACAAAUAAUUCAAAACCCUUAGAUAUUUGCUUUUUGGAUUUCCAAAUAAUCAACUACAACACACCCAUACACGAUUUCACCCAUUUCUUUUACACAUCAAGUUCAAAAGAAGAUCAAGAUAAUCUAGAACAUUACAUAAACAUGUAUUAUGAAACAUUAUCGGAUUUUAUCAAAAAACUUGGAAGUGAUCCUGAAAAAACUUAUCCAAAAUCGGUAUUCAACGCUCAUUGGAAGAAAUAUUGUAGUAAUGGAAUAAACGUUGCUAUGUUCAUGAUUAAAAUGAUGACCAGCGAAUCUGAUGAGGUUCCUGAUUUCGCAAAAACGAGCGAAAAGGAGAGUAUAUUGGAUGCUUUAUCGUAUGAACCAAAAAAUACUGAUUAUAAAAAACGGGUUCGAGAUAUUAUUGUGCAUUUUUGUGAUAGAGGAUUUAUAUAAUUUUGUUAUUAUUUAAUUGUCUAAUAUUAGGUAAAAAAUUUAUAAAUAGAUAAUUGUUAAAA
Onthophagus taurus is the source of this 1397-nucleotide messenger RNA. RefSeq lists its product as uncharacterized. The record is from RefSeq and is a predicted model, not a curated record. NCBI's taxonomy places the organism in Eukaryota, Metazoa, Arthropoda, Insecta, Coleoptera, Scarabaeidae.